This is a messenger RNA of Lethenteron reissneri (Far Eastern brook lamprey), 2793 nucleotides long. RefSeq names its product zinc finger protein 239-like. Lineage: Eukaryota; Metazoa; Chordata; Hyperoartia; Petromyzontiformes; Petromyzontidae. Gene Ontology annotation, biological process: regulation of transcription by RNA polymerase II. The record is from RefSeq and is a predicted model, not a curated record. Gene Ontology annotation, molecular function: RNA polymerase II cis-regulatory region sequence-specific DNA binding; DNA-binding transcription factor activity, RNA polymerase II-specific.
UUUACAGCCCAAGCCCGCUUGAGCUGCUGUACCGCUCUUGUUUACAGAAGCUACCUGCCCACAACAACAACAAGCUUACGUUUGGGUCUGAUGGAGCAAAGGCAGUCAGCACAGCUCGGUACGGCAAGGCAACAAUGCGACCAGUGUGGAUACAGCACGGAGCGGACUGGAAAUUUGACACAGCACCAGAGAACACACACAGGAGAGAAACCCUUACAGUGCACUGUGUGUGACGAGGCAUUUGCACAGUCAUCAGAUCUUAUAAAACACCAGAGAACACACACAGGAAAGAAACCCUUCAAGUGCAGUGUGUGUGGGAAGGCAUUUGCAUGGCCAUCUGCUCUUCAGAUCCACCAGAGAACACACACAGGAGAGAAACCCUUUAAGUGCUCUGUGUGUGGGAAGGCAUUUCCACAGUCAUCAGAUCUUAAAAAACACAAGAGAACACACACAGGAGAGAAACCCUUCAAGUGCAAUGUGUGUGGGGAGGGAUUUUCUCAGUCAUAUAAUCUUAAAAGACACCAGAGAACACACACAGGAGAGAAACCCUUCAAGUGCAGUGUGUGUGGGAAGGCAUUUUCACAGUCAUCUCUUAUAAAACACCAGAGAACACACACAGGAGAGAAACCCUUCAAGUGCAGUGUGUGUGGGAAGGCAUUUGCACGUUCAUCAGAUCUUAAAAAACACCAGAGAACACACACGGGAGAUAAACUCUUCAAGUGCAGUGUGUGUGGAAAGGCAUUUGCACAGUCAUCAGAUCUUAAAAGACACCAGAGAACACACACAGGAGAGAAACUCUUCAAGUGCAUUCUGUGCGGGAAGGCGUUUUCAGAUUCUUCCAAUCUUCAAGUACACCAGAGAACUCACACAGGAGAGAAAUCCUUCAAGUGCACUCCGUGCGGGAAGGCAUUUGCACAGUCAGCACAUCUUCAAAGACACCAGAGAACACACAAGCAUCAGAAGAUCCACAAGGAGCGGAGUCUGAAAUCAGCUUGUGAAAGUCAAAGUGCUGCAAUGAGCCCAUCCCUUGUGAAACAAGAACCGGAAGAAAAUCCCAGCUUGGACACUUUUAAAGGUAUCAAGGUGAAAUAUGAAGAGGUGAAGUUGGAAUGUGAAGAAGUGAUGGUGAAGAGUGAAGAUGAAGAUUAAAUUCCAAAAUGGGACCUUCACAUGGAUGGAGGCAACGUGAAGCAGGAGGAGAAUUCUGACUGUGAGGCAGAGCGAAGCAACUCCCAGCAGUUUGUGGAAGUGGAGGUGUGGGUGGACUUCCUCCGAGACAACACGAAGUCAAAUGGAGACCCGGUAGAUGUUUAAGCCAGAGACAAUGUCGCUCCAAUAGAUGCACCUUUGUCACAGGCCUUUAAUGACAAGAAUGUGAAGUUGAACACUCAGUUCCUAGGUUCAACCUGCAGGGUAAGAGCGGCCAGUCUUUGUGGACCUGUGUGUUGGGUAGAUCUCUAACCAGGAGCGAGAGCCAAAAAGCUCCCAAGCAUUCACGAUGUUCUCAUAAUAAUUGAUUUUACAUGGUGCUGACUUAAUCCGCUCAGCAACUCGGAGUUUUGUAUCGUACCUCGUCUCAAACACUCGAAACAUCCCCAAGUGGCAGCUGCCCCUGUGUGGCACAAGAUGGUGGCCCUGCACCGGCCUGCGUGUGGACAAGAGCCUGUCAGUGGGGAGCGAUGAUUGAUGUGUCAUCUCAGCUGUGUCGUUUGUAGGUAAUGUUUAGAAUUUGCUACAUUUUUGACCCAGACGCCAGCAUGCAAAGGCCUACUCGUUUUGAAUUGCACAAUUGUGUGUUUCACAUCCACUGUUCAGUAGAGGGUGCAUUCUUUAAAUAGCUCCUUGUUAAUAAGAUGUUAUCUAAACUAAAUUGUUCAAUUUUGGAAGAACGUAAUCAACCAGGUAGGGUGUUGACUGUUGUGUUGGCCGACUCUGUGUUGUGUUGCAUUAUAUUUCUAAGUUCACUAUGUUUUCUCAUUCACUUGUUGCACCUGAUGAUGGUUGCUUGUAUUCCAAUCGAAACGUCGUAUUCUGUUAUUUAAUUUAUUUCUCCGUGACUUUACCGAUGCAGUAAGUUUCACUGCAGUUAUUCAAUUUUGUCAAUAUGCCUGUCAGUAGUUUAGAAUGAAUACUUGUCUGAUUGUGCGCGUACAUUGAACAUUUUGUCUGAGGGUCAAACAUCGAAUAAGUGAUGUUGGGGCAAAGUGUGUGUGUGUGUUUGUAAGUAGCCUGUAGAGAUUACUCAGGUUAGACCCGUUAUUCUUGUGAUACAGCUCAAAGGGUACUUUUGUGUUUCAAGGAAGUAUCUGCCUCUGGAGUAGGGAGCAUGCAAUAGGGAGCACGCUCGGAUCAUCCAACAGUUACAAGGCGUACCGCUUAAACGCUACACGUAGAGGAGAUACAUUCUCUACAACACGAAUUAUAAUUUUGUAUUACGUGUUGACAGAGACUUUGUCAAACUAGGACGAUAAAUGCUCCUUGUUGAUUCACGUCUGGAGGUUCAUAACCGUGGGUUGAAGCAAGCCCGGCUGCUGUUGAGACGCUGUUCACCAAUAAGGGUCCAUAGGUGGCUUGCACUGAAUCAAUGAUGCACUCCCAGAAGGCCGUGAUGGUUAUAGUUUAAAACAUUCCUUUCGUGGAGAGAUCGAUAAAUGAAAUAUGUAAAGUCUGAAUUCUUUUAUAGCAAGGAGGUAAUUUUAAGAGUACAUUUAAAAUGCAUUUUUUUUACAAUUUUGUGUUCAGUUACAAGGCAGAGCACAUCGAGUAGAUACAUUCUACCCAACGCUAAUUAGG